ACAAAACGCUCAUUCCCAAUGCCUGGUGCACACAGCUUCUCACCUAGUUGGGAAUUACUGCCAACCUGUCCCAAUACAGGCCGCCAUAAAGAGGUGUGUGAUGGGAGCACAGAGAAAGGGGUGCCUUCUGUGUUGCAAUGGGUUGGAGAAAGCUUCUUGGAAUAAGUGAGGCUUGAACGAUGAGUUCAGGUUGCUAGUGUUGGGGAAGGCUGGCCUGUUCCUGGAACAGUGAGCUGUGUGGGGCAUGUUAGCGCAAUGGCGGGAUAAGGAGCUGGAGGAGGUGUGUUUGGAUCAAAAUAUGAAUGGCUUUGGUGCCAUUCCAAGACCGUGAUGGUGGGGAGCCAUUAAUGGAGUCUGAGCUGGGCAGUGGUUGGGUCAGCUAUUUUUUAGCUGUGUUAUGGAGACUGGACUGACGGGGUCAAGAAUUAUUCAAUUCAUUGUUCCCAGAGCGUUUACUGAGAAUGCUCUGUGUCCAGACACUGCUGGAAGCUGCAGAUACAGCCGGGAAUAAAGUAGACAUGGUCCCUGCCCUCAUGGAGCUUACAAUCUAAAUCCAUGCAGGUGCACACACUGGCUCCUGGCCUGGUAGUGCCUGCACGCCUGGGAACGUGUUAGAAAUACACAUUUCUCUGCCCACAGCCACGCCUGGUGAACACUGGAGUUGGGCUGCCCCACCAGUAGCCGUGGUGCUCGGUUAUAUUCCAAGGCCGCUGGGCUGCUAUAAUGCAGCAGGUGGUACUGGAGGGUUAACCCAGGGUUGAGGCAGUUAGGACCAGCAGGGAGUCAGACUUGAGGGAGGUCUUGAACAGGGUCACUUGCUUUAAGAGUCAAGGGUGAAGGAUUCACUGGCUUGGGGUCUGUGGUUGGACCACAAGUGCGGUUGGAUGGCGCCAGGCGUGAAUCUGCCGUGCGUCUCACCUCCGUGGCCCAGACUUUGCCACGAAACCACAGUAGGGCUGUGCACUAGGCAGUGCCUCCCCAGUUCCUAAUGUUUGUGCAGUGCACAGAGAAAUUGGGUGGGGUCGCGUGAGGUUGGAGGGGGCCAGCCGGAGGCCCCGGGCAGCUGAAGGCUGACGGUGACCAGCUAGGGGCCCAGCUCCCAGAGCUCUGACGAUCCGUGGCCAUUCUCAGCACUGCCGGGGACUCUGCUCCAUGGGCUGCGCUGGGAGGCAGAGGGACUCCUCCGCUUGGCAACCCAAAUCAAGAACCUUAAAUGAGUUUAUACCCUGUGACUCAAUUCAUUCCAUUCCUGAAGAUCUCUCCCAAAUAUAUAACAAAAGAGAAGCCUUCUGUUCAUUGUAGAUUGUGUACAACAGAGAAAGCCGGCAACUCUGUGGUAGGAGAAUCAUUUCUGAUAGCGUAUUGCUGUUAGCCACGUGUGGCUAUUCUGUGCCACAUAGAGGAACAUACGCACUCACUGGACAAUGUCAGGUUAGCCUCUGCAUGUGCUGAGGAUACAGGGGGAGCAAGCUGGAGGUGGUCUUUGCCUGCACAGAGGAUCCUGUGGGGAAAGACAGGCAGCCUGAUGAGCAGCCCGCCCCAGGACAGCUGGGAAGGGACUGGUGCAGUUCCUCUCCUGCUGGGCUGUCAUGGAAGGGCUGCUAGCAAGAUGCAGAGCGUUGCCCACCCUCAGCGCCCUCUCCACUUGCAGCCGCCAGCUCUCGGGACGCACGCCCUGCAGGUCUCACCACUGCGGCCCAGGGAGCGGGCAGCGCUUGCUCCUUUCUCGCAUCUUCCAGCCACAGAACCUGCGGGAAGACCAGGCGCUCUCCCUGGAGGGCAGAUCUGGCGAGCUGACCUGCAGGAGCCAGCGGCUGAUGCUGCAGGUGGGCCUGAUCCUCCCAGCAAGCCCCGGCUGUUACCACCUCCUGCCCUACACCGUCCGGGCCCUGGAGAAGCUUGUGCGGCUGAUAGACCAGGAGAUGCAGGCUGUGGGGGGGCAGAAGGUCAGCCUGCCCAGCCUCAGCCCGGCGGAGCUCUGGCGAGCCACCCAGCGGUGGGACUUGAUGGGCAAGGAGCUGCUCAGACUUCAAGACAGACACGGCAAGGAGUACUGCCUGGGACCCACUCACGAAGAAGUCGUCACAGCCCUGGUCGCCUCCCAGAAGAACCUGUCCUACAAGCAGCUUCCAUUCCUGCUAUACCAAGUGACGAGGAAGUUUCGGGACGAGCCCAGGCCCCGCUUUGGGCUUCUCCGGGGCCGGGAGUUCUACAUGAAGGAUAUGUACACCUUCGACUCCUCCCCAGAGGCCGCCCGGCAGACCUACAGCCUGGUGUGUGAUGCCUACCGUAGCCUCUUCCGCAGGCUGGGGCUGCAGGUCAUCAAGGCCCAGGCCGACGUGGGCAGCAUCGGCGGCACGAUGUCACACGAGUUCCAGCUGCCAGUGGAGGUUGGGGAGGACCGGCUGGCAGUGUGUCCCAGCUGCAGCUUCUCGGCCAACGUGGAGACACUGGACUCAUCGCAGACACACUGCCCCACGUGCCAGAGCCCACUCACAGAAACCAGGGGCAUCGAGGUGGGGCACACGUUUUACCUGGGCACCAAGUACUCCUCCAUCUUCAGUGCCCAGUUCACCAAUGCCGAGGGCAAGCCGUGCCUGGCCGAAAUGGGGUGCUACGGCUUGGGUGUGUCCCGGAUCUUGGCUGCCGCCAUCGAAGUCCUAGCUACAGAGGACAGCGUUCGCUGGCCGGGCCUCCUGGCCCCUUACCAGGUCUGCCUCAUCCCCCCUAAGAAGGGCAGCAAGGAGGCGGCGGCCACAGAGCUCACGGAGCGCCUGUAUGACCACAUCACAGAGGCGGUGCCCCAGCUGCGUGGGGAGCUCGUGCUGGACGACAGGACCCACCUGACCAUUGGAAGCAGGCUGAAGGACGCCGACAAGCUGGGCUACCCCUUUGUGGUGGUUGCGGGCAAGCGGGCCCUGGAGGAGCCUGCCUGUUUUGAGGUUUGGUGUCAGAACACGGGGGAGCAGCUCUUCCUCACCAGAGAGGGAGUCCUGGACUUACUGACCCCCGUGCAGGUUGUGUAGGCCCCGGGUACAGCCAGGCACUGCGUGCGCCUAUGCUUGUUCAGGCUCACCAACAAGGAGACCGUGUUCGCGAAACCCACUUGGAGCCAGUCACUGGUCACAUUAUUCCUAUCGCAAGUCCUUACCUUGAUCCCCCUCUCUGGACUCCCGUGUUGACACUUUUAUAUUCCACUGUCGAAGCCUCUGUUGGGAACUGAGAGCUUCCCUCGUGUCGGAUGGCAGAGGCUGAUGGCCAAAGGGACCCACACACACACAACACAGUCUGGUCAUGGGCUGUUGGCUGCAUUCGGUCUGGAGAACAGGCCCUCCAGGCCCCCUCCACUGAGAAGUUGAGCUGAGUGUGGGAGAAUCAGGUGAUCUGACUGCCACCACCUCGCCGGUGACUUGAUGCAGCCCCUCGCUGCCUCAGUUUCCCCAUCUGGCCACAGCCAUCAGUGGGCACACCUGGUCCCCGUGGCCCUGCAGCAUCUAAGCUUUCCAGAGAGUCGAGAGCAUUGGCUGAUGGCCCCAAAACCACCUCCAUGGGCCUGGCCCCGCCGGGGCGGCCUAGCACCGAGAUUACUAUGUGUUUCCAAUAAAGUCAGCCCUUGGCAUUGUGCCUCACGUGUUAAUGUGCAACAGUGGCAACACCUGCCGUUCUAACUAGAAACUGGAAGUUAAAGCUUUCCGGGUGAUUCUAGAGUGCGUCAGAAUCGAGGCUUCCUACUCCUACUCUUUCUACGCUGCCCAACACCCCCUCUCUCCUCCCCAGAAACUGGACGGUUGGGAAAAUGUUUUUAGCUGUCUCUUCCCACAGCAAGAGCAGCAGGCCUCAGCAGGUCUGGCCCUAGGUGCCGAGUUGGAUCCUCAAGCUGUGAUGGGGACAGUGUUCUGAGCUGGUCUCUGCCUGAUUUCUGUGGAAAGCUGGGAGCGGGCUGGAGCUGCCCCAGCGAGCCGCUGCUCCACGGUAGUCCGACAUGACCAGUGUUUGCGUCUUUGCGUCUCUGAGGUCUCUCAACAUCCAAGUCUAACAAGAAUCUGUCAAGGUCAGACUUAAAAGCAUGGCCUCCUGGUGCCUGCCCAGCAGCUGCGGCACGUGGCUUCCUCUGCCUCCCUCGUGGAGCCCUGCCCGGGUCCUCCUUGUCUGACACACACAUGGCCGGUCGGAUGCCGCUCCAGCCUCUUGUCCUUGCUGGUGACCCUCCCUGAGGCCAGGAGCUCGAGCUGCUUCCCAGCACACCCCGUUCUUGUCUUGGCCAAAGCUUCCUGGCGGCUUUGUUAACUCUGAGAGUAACGCCACCCCCACCAGCUUGCCCAGUGCAGAACUCUGGGCCCAGGAAUCCCUUGGAUACUUUAGCUUUUCAGGCCAAGAGACGAGGAUUCUGAGUGAACCCCGAAAGGCAAGGCCGCCGGGCAGAGGCACCUCCCCCUUACACACAGGAAUCACCCAGGGCCCACCGGGAGGCUCUGGUUGGAGUGGGGCAUGGCCAGGGCACCGGGCAGCAUGGAAUGCUCUGGGGGAUUCUGGAGUGCCGCUUCCUCCGGGCCCACUGGGAGCUGGGCAUCAGCAGAGGAUGCGAACUCUGCUUCCGGCAGCCUGGUCCUGUGUAUGUGGAGGGCCUGCCACGUGUCGCUGUGCUGUGAGGCCCGUCUAUAUGCAGUCUCCAGGCCUCAAAGCUGCGCAGGAAACAGGCUCCAUGUAAGGAGUUUAUGCAAGGACACAUGGCUGUUAAGGGUCAGAGCUGGCAUCUGGGCACUGGCCGAGACUGCGCCCUUCCCUCUGCACUGCUUGGCUGUGCCUGGGCAGGAGGGAUUGCAGUAAACACUUGGGAUUCAGUGGAUCUGUCUGUCUAAGCAAGUUAGCCUCCAGUACGAGAGAAACCAGAAUGCAUGCAAAUGGUGCUUUAAAUUAUGUCUUUAACUUUGAAUUCAAGCUCCAUAAGCUUAUUUAUGGAAGGCCAGCCUAAUGACACUUUACAAAAACAGAUUCGUGAGGCAGGAAUGAGCUGUGCCAUGCCAUCUGGGCAGGCCCAGCGCCAUGUCCCCUCUGGCCAGGCCUGCUACAUGCAGAGGAGACUGGCUGUGUCCGCCUUUGAGCUGCCAGGGCUCCCAGGUUUGCUGAAACAGGUGCCUGUCCUGUCACACAACAGGGAGACGAAUGCAAGGAGGGCAGUGAUCUGCCCGAGGUCACGCUGAGUGAACGCCAGGCAUCCUGAUCACUAAGCCGGGGCUGCUUCUGAUAGCCAGAGGCCGCGUUUUGCUGAAAGAUUAGAGCCUCGCUUCCCAGGGAUGUGAUCUGAGACAAAUGACUUGCUGUGGGGCCAGUGCUGUGGUGCAGCGGGUAAAGCCAUCGCCUGCAGUGCUGGCAACCCAUAGGGAUGCUGGUUCAGGUCCCGGCUGCUCCAUUUUCCAUCCAGCUCUCUGCCAUGGCCUGGGAAAGCAGUGGAAGAUGGCCCGAGUCCUUGGGCUCCUGCACCCGUGUGGGAGACCUGGAAGAAGCUCCUGGCUCCUGGCUUAAGAAUAGUGCAGCUCUGGCCAUUGUGGCCAAUUGGGGAGUGAAUAGCAGAUGGAAGCUCGCUUGCUCACUCGCGCUCUCUCUCUGCCUUUCCUUCUCUAUGUAACUGACUUUCAAAUAAAUAAAUCUUGCCUUCUGUGUGGCACGUUCAUCACUCAAGAGGCCUGUGGUACCUGCUUUGCAGGGGGGUCUGGGGCUUUGCCAAGCUCAUGUGCAUGAACUGCUUAGCCCUUGGCCUGCACUUGAGAAAUUCGUCUCUUACGACAGGGCAACUCGGGACAGUCUGGCCCUGGGAGCUCGGGUUCUGCAGGUAGCUUUGUUGUCUCAAGACAUGGAGCUUGUUCUCUGGAUAGGACGUCUUGCCGCCUUCCUGGGGACAGCCACGAGCAAGAAGUAGGUAAGGCAUGCAGAAUGGGGGGCGAUCCUUAGAAAAAAGCUGGAAGCAUGCACAGUGUACCUCUUGCUGCAAACUGAUGCAAUGAGGGUCCUGGCAGAACAGCAGGUACAGGGCUGUUUCCACUGCUUAUCCCUUGGGGCAAUGGAGAAGCUAGCGGCUGCGAACUGUCUCCAGCAAUCAAUACUUGGGGACAAAGGCUGGUGCGUAACAAGUGCAAAUCAGGCUUAGAAUGUAAAUCCAGGGCUCCAUUAAUAUUCUGUGUUUUAAUGGAAGAAACACUUGCUGAGCUAUCAAUAAAGGAGCUUUGCAGAAAUCUGCU
This is a messenger RNA of Lepus europaeus (European hare), 6236 nucleotides long. It is a transcript of the gene PARS2, whose product is annotated as prolyl-tRNA synthetase 2, mitochondrial. Gene Ontology annotation, cellular component: mitochondrion; cytoplasm. Bases 1590 to 3026 code for a protein of 478 amino acids. NCBI's taxonomy places the organism in Eukaryota, Metazoa, Chordata, Mammalia, Lagomorpha, Leporidae. The record is from RefSeq and is a predicted model, not a curated record. The transcript has 2 exons. Gene Ontology annotation, biological process: prolyl-tRNA aminoacylation. Gene Ontology annotation, molecular function: proline-tRNA ligase activity; ATP binding.